AUGGGGCUCACGCAAUCGAGCGAGCGCCGCCCUGUCUUCUACUUCAUUGGCGACUCCAUCACGCAGUUCGGCAGUGAUCCCGACAGGAGCGGGUUCGUCACGCUCUUGCAGAACCACCACGUCCGUGCCGUCGACUGCGUCAAUCGUGGACUCUCGGGAUACAACACCAAAUGGGUGCUAAAGCACGCUAUGCCCAUUUACGCCAACGAGCUGCAGAACGAGUACUCGGCGUCCUUUGUGACGGUCUUUCUCGGGGCCAACGACGCAGUGCUCGAGCACGGACCCGGCGCCGCUCAGUACGUGUCGCUCGAGGACUAUCGGGCGAAUCUGCACAAGAUCGUGCAAACGGUGCGGCCGCUACUGGCUCCUCGUGGCCAAGUGCUGCUCAUCACGCCGCCCUGUGUCAUUGACUCGGCGCGUCAGAAGGACCGCAGCAAUGCGUCGGCCGCCAAGUACGCCAAAGCGUGCGUCGAAGUGGCUGCGUCUGAGAACGUUCACGUGCUUGACUUGCACACGUACUUCAACACGACGUAUCCGGACGAGUGUGUUCGCAAGACGUACUUUGUGGACGGACUGCAUUUCUCGGACAAGGGCAACCAGGAAGUGGGCAAGUUGCUCGGCGUGGCCAUCAACGGCAUGUUUGGGAAAGACGAGCUUGCGCAGUUCGACAAGUGGCAGUUGCCCGACUGGAAGGAUUUAGUCCAGUGCGCCGAAGCAGAGUCGCAGUAA
Molecule: messenger RNA, 729 nt
Organism: Hyaloperonospora brassicae
Lineage: Eukaryota; Oomycota; Peronosporomycetes; Peronosporales; Peronosporaceae
Source: the annotation of a GenBank genome assembly